Messenger RNA from Acromyrmex echinatior (Panamanian leafcutter ant), 975 nucleotides. RefSeq lists its product as uncharacterized. NCBI's taxonomy places the organism in Eukaryota, Metazoa, Arthropoda, Insecta, Hymenoptera, Formicidae. Gene Ontology annotation, biological process: regulation of mitotic cell cycle spindle assembly checkpoint. Gene Ontology annotation, cellular component: anaphase-promoting complex. The record is from RefSeq and is a predicted model, not a curated record.
AGAAAUACAGAAAUUUAUGGUACAGAGUUUCUCUCUUUCUCUCUCUCUCUCUCUCUCUCUCUCUCUCCCCCUAUUUUUUCCUUUUUUUUCGAAAGCGCGUUUCAAUUGGGCGAUUUUGGGCGAUACGAGAGCCCUCUAUCGGCGACAACGUCAAGUAUCUGGCAACCCUCAGACUCCGCUCAUUAUUUCGGGAGGCGGUGGAAGGUGGAAGGCGGGAGCCAAUAACCAGAGAAGUGUCGACUGUCUCCUGAAAGGAAAGUAGUUUAUGUUACACUGUGUCUGACUGUGUUCUUGUUGGAAAACACCAGAAGUGAUGAUCUGUUGAAAGGUUUUUCUCUCAUCCUCAAAUUGCUCGUGAUGUCGAUCAGGCCACUAUGGCCCGAUCUGCGACCACGGGCGACUGAUCCGUUGUGGUUCAACGCCGAUAAACCAUGCGAUGACGAGAGCGAGGUCGCCGCUCUCGAAGCGGAGCAUCAGGCCUGGAGAGAUCACGUGCGGGUGCAGGGCUACGAGCACAUUCCAAUCGGGAAGACUGUGAGUGAUUUCAGAGGAUCGGAGGGAGAGGAAGAGGAAGAGGAGGAGGAGGAGGGUGAGGGUGAAGAGGAAGACGAGUCGGACACCCACGAGGAAGAGGAGGAGGAGCUCGACGAGAUCGACAUGGAAGUCAGUUAUUCCCAUCAUCCGCAGAGGUCUAGUCCGACGGACACAGUGACCGCUCCCGUAUCCAUCCGGAUGGUCAACGCAUCGAAUUUAACUCGUUAUUCUUAAUUUUUUUAUAUUGAUUCGGUUGUACAUAUCUGUGAUCGCGAGUCUCGUAUAAUUAUUUCUAGUGAAGUAACAUAUUUUAUUAAAAUAAAUUAAGUUAAUUAAGUUUUGUGACUAAUAUAAUUUUAAUGCGAAUUAUUUAUAAUUCUAUAGCUUGAUGGUAUUAAUGAUGUAAACAUUCUAAACGAAUAAAGGUCUAUAUCGGUUUUC